AUGACGCGCACGUCAAUACCGGAGACAACUCCAUUAUUACCAACAGACGCUGCGGACCCAAGACCAACGACAGCAAACCGCACGUUUUCUCGUUGGCAAGCCGACAGAAAGGACGUUCACGAUGACGCCGAUGGUCGCUUCGACGUCCGCCAGCGGCGCCAGUCCGCGUCCAGUCCACGUUCCUUGUCGUGUUUCCAGUUCAGUUUCUUGCUCUUGUUGGUCGGAGACUUGUGCAGUCUCGUCCUUGUCUGCAGUUUGAGUCUAGGGCUGUCGACAGUCGUGCGACUGCAGUGGCUGCUGAACACGCACCACCUCGCGUGGCGCUUCUGGGGACUUCCUGUGUGGGCCACUGCAGUCAAAAGUAUCCUGUGCUUGCUCGCGACACGCUGGCCAGACGCCCGUGUAAUGGCGUGGACCGUGUACCUUUUCUGCGGUGUCUUUGUGACGCUCUUGGCAGUGAAUGCGUUCACGUUGGACGCUCUGGAUCAAAGUCCAGGUGAGGAGACACAGACUCUGGUGGAUGCUAAUGUAGCCAACUCGUUGCCAUUGAUUUUUACCGUGUUGGAAGUGGUCAAUCUCAAUUACUUGCUGGACUCAGUCAAGACCCCAGUCGUCCAAGAGAGGGACACGUUGCCUCAAGUUGACGGAGAAGGGACUCUUGAUACUGAGACGACGCCACCGCGCGGUAUUUCGCUCGUCAAGUUUUUGUCGAUCUUGAAGCCGUAUUUUUGGCCGCAUGGACUGACGAACAAACUACGGGCGUUAAGCACGUAUGUCGUGCUGAUUUUAAGUAAAUUGGCAAAUCUGGCAGCACCGUUGUUAAUGGCAGCGGCGACGAAUGCCCUCGUGGCGAAAGAUGUUGGUCGGGCCACGUCGUCGAUCGCUCUUUUCAGUGCUUUGACGCUCGUGUCGAAACUGUUUAAAGAGAUGCAGUCACUGAUUUAUCUCAAAGUGAAGCAGACGGCGUAUAUUGAGCUGGCGACGUUGACGUACGGACAUGUGCAGUCACUGUCGUACGAUUGGCACGUGCAGAAGAAAUUGGGCGACGUGCUGCGUUCGAUGGAUCGCGGUGUCGAGUCGGCUAAUAGUGUUGUGUCCUAUGUUUUCUUGUACCUAAUCCCAACAUUGGCCGAGUCGGUAGUGGUGAUUGUGAUUUUUGCAGUGCAUUUCGAGCUAGCGGGGCUGAGCUUUGUGGCAUUCUCCAGUUUGGUCGUCUACGCCUACCUUACGAUCAAGAUCACGCUUUGGCGGAAGAAGUAUCGCGAGGCGUCGAUGCGCCACGACAAUGAGUAUCAUGACAAGGCGACCGAUGCGCUACUGAACUAUGAGACUAUCAAGUAUUUUGGCAACGAACGUCACGAGGUUGAGGAAUAUUCCAAAGUGAUUGAAAAGUAUCAGCGUUACUCGCUUUCGUCUCAAGCGUCUCUCAGUGUCCUGAAUGGAAGUCAGGCUAUUGUCAUCCAGGCUACCGUUCUGGUAGCACUGACUCUGGCAGCUCCGCACGUAGUGAGCGAGGACAGCGGACGCAAAAUUGACAUUGGCGCUUUCGUUGCUAUCUCAGUGUAUCUCACAAACCUUUUCGCCCCGUUGUUUUUCCUGGGUGGCAUUUACAACAUGGUAAUAAACUCGGUCGUCGAUAUGAAGAAGCUGAGUGAGCUGCUUUCAGUGGAGCCCGACGUUGUGGACUCGCCUGAUGCAGUGCAGCUCGGCGUAUCAAAAGAAGAUUCGGAGGUCGGUAUUGACGUGUCUUUUUGCCAUGUGUCUUUCCACUACCCGUCUCAGUCGGCCAAUACUGGUCUCAAGGACUUAAGCUUCACAAUCCCACGUGGUACAACUACAGCACUCGUUGGUGAGACUGGUGCUGGAAAAACUACAAUUUCACGGCUUCUCUUCCGUUUCUACGAAUGCGAUUCGGGCAAAAUUAUGGUGAACCACAAGGACAUUGCAACGGUAACUCAAGAGUCCCUGCGGCAAGCCAUCGGUAUCGUGCCCCAAGACACAGUGCUGUUCAAUGACACGAUUCUCUGCAACAUUAAGUACGGCAACCUCAACGCAACGUUUGAUCAGGUUGUUGAAGCAGCUAAGGCUGCUCGCAUCUACGACUUUAUCAUGAAGCUCCCGGAUCAGUGGAAUACAAAAGUGGGGGAGCGUGGACUGAAGCUCUCGGGGGGUGAGAAACAGCGUGUUGCCAUUGCGCGCACAUUGUUGAAAGACCCUCCUUUUGUCAUCCUGGAUGAGGCUACGUCAGCACUUGAUACAGUAACAGAGCAGGAAAUCCAAGCUGCACUCAACCGUCUCAAGGCUAACCGCACAAUGCUCGUUAUCGCGCAUCGUUUGUCCACGAUUUGCCAUGCACAUCAGAUCAUCGUCAUGCGUGACGGAGGCAUCGUUGAGCUUGGUACGCACGAAGGGCUGCUGGCUCAACCCGGCAGCAUUUACGGUGGCAUGUGGAAUACCAGUACGAAGGCGAACGAUCGGUAG
This is a messenger RNA of Peronospora matthiolae, 2481 nucleotides long. The record is from the annotation of a GenBank genome assembly. Lineage: Eukaryota; Oomycota; Peronosporomycetes; Peronosporales; Peronosporaceae.